Canis lupus familiaris (dog) is the source of this 3738-nucleotide messenger RNA. RefSeq names its product SIM bHLH transcription factor 2 (gene SIM2). Gene Ontology annotation, biological process: regulation of transcription by RNA polymerase II. Lineage: Eukaryota; Metazoa; Chordata; Mammalia; Carnivora; Canidae. The record is from RefSeq and is a predicted model, not a curated record. Gene Ontology annotation, molecular function: protein dimerization activity; RNA polymerase II transcription regulatory region sequence-specific DNA binding; DNA-binding transcription factor activity, RNA polymerase II-specific.
CACCUGGCCCCCGCGGCCCCUUCCCCAUCCCUGCAGCCGGAGCGGGGCGCUCCGAGGGCCUGGAGCGCGGCCGGGUCUAAUAUGCCCGGAGCCGCGGCGCGAUGAAGGAGAAGUCCAAGAAUGCGGCCAAGACCAGGAGGGAGAAGGAAAAUGGAGAGUUUUACGAGCUGGCCAAGCUGCUCCCGCUGCCGUCGGCCAUCACCUCGCAGCUGGACAAGGCGUCCAUCAUCCGACUCACCACCAGCUACUUGAAGAUGCGGGCUGUCUUCCCCGAAGGUUUAGGAGACGCGUGGGGACAGCCGUGCCGCGCCGGGCCCCUGGACAGCGUCGCCAAGGAGCUGGGAUCGCACUUGCUUCAGACUUUGGAUGGAUUUGUUUUCGUGGUAGCGUCUGAUGGCAAAAUCAUGUAUAUAUCGGAGACAGCUUCUGUACAUUUGGGCUUGUCGCAGGUGGAGCUCACGGGCAACAGCAUUUAUGAGUACAUCCAUCCUUCCGACCACGACGAGAUGACAGCGGUCCUCGCGGCCCACCAGCCUCUUCACCAUCACCUGCUCCAAGAGUAUGAGAUCGAGAGGUCGUUCUUUCUGCGGAUGAAGUGCGUCCUGGCAAAAAGAAAUGCAGGCCUGACGUGCAGCGGCUACAAGGUCAUCCACUGCAGCGGCUACCUGAAGAUUAGGCAAUAUAUGCUGGACAUGUCCCUGUACGACUCGUGCUACCAGAUUGUGGGGCUGGUGGCCGUGGGCCAGUCGCUGCCGCCCAGUGCCAUCACAGAAAUCAAGCUGCACAGUAACAUGUUCAUGUUCAGGGCCAGCCUCGACCUGAAGCUGAUAUUCCUGGAUUCCAGGGUGACCGAGCUGACCGGGUAUGAGCCGCAGGACCUGAUCGAGAAGACCCUCUACCAUCACGUGCACGGCUGCGAUGUGUUCCACCUCCGCUACGCGCACCACCUCCUGCUGGUGAAGGGCCAGGUCACCACCAAGUACUACCGGCUGCUGUCCAAGCUGGGCGGCUGGGUGUGGGUGCAGAGCUAUGCCACCAUCGUUCACAACAGCCGCUCGUCCCGGCCGCACUGCAUCGUGAGUGUCAAUUAUGUCCUCACGGAUAUUGAAUACAAGGAGUUGCAGUUGUCCCUGGACCAGGCGUCGACGUCCAAGUCCCAGGACUCCUGGAGGACUGCCUUGUCUACCUCACAAGAAACUAGGAAAUUAGCGAAGCCCAAAAAUACAAAGAUGAAGACAAAGCUGAGAACAAACCCUUACCCCCCACAGCAAUACAGCUCGUUCCAAAUGGACAAACUGGAAUGCAGCCAGCUGGCAAACUGGAGAGCCAGCCCCCCGGCGACCGCCCCGGCACCCCCAGAACAGCAGCUCCAUUCAGAAAGCAGCGACCUUUUGUACGCCCCGUCCUAUAGCCUGCCCUUCUCCUACCAUUACGGACACUUCCCUCUGGACUCUCAUGUCUUCAGCAGCAAAAAGCCAAUGUUGCCGGCCAAAUUCGGGCAGCCCCAAGGAUCCCCGUGUGAGGUGGCACGCUUUUUCCUGAGCACGCUGCCAGCCGGUGGUGAAUGCCAGUGGCAUUAUGCCAACCCCCUAGUGCCUAGCAGCCCGUCUCCAGCUAAAAACCUUUCUGAGCCGCCAGUGAACAGUGCUCGGCACGGCCUGGUGCCAAACUACGAAGCGCCCGCCGCCGCCGCGCGCAGGUUCGGCGAGGACACCGCGCCGCCGCCGCCGCCGAGCUUCCCGAGCUGCGGCCACUACCGCGAGGAGCCCGCGCUGGGCCCCGCCAAGGCCGCCCGCCCGGCCGCCCGCGAUGGGGCGCGGCUGGCGCUGGCCCGCGCGGCUCCCGACUGCUGCGCGCCGCCGGCCCCCGAGCCCCCGGGCGCGCCUGCGCAGCUGCCCUUCGUGCUGCUCAACUACCACCGCGUGCUGGCCCGGCGCGGGCCGCUGGGGGGCGCUGCGCCCGGCGCGCCCGCCCUCGCCUGCGGCCCCGGCGCCCCCGAGGCGGCGGCCGGCGCGCUGCGGCCCCGGCCCCCCGGCCCCGCCGCCGCCUCCCCGCCCGGGGCGCCGCUGCCGCACUACCUGGGCGCCUCAGUCAUCAUCACCAACGGCAGGUGACCUCGCGCCGGGCUGCCCGCAGGGAGAAGCCAGAGGCCGGGCCGCCGCGUGCAGCCGAGCUGGAGAUGCACGGUUUAAAUUAAUUUAUGCAGAGACGACUAUUUUAAUAGGACUCGGCGGCCGACUUCUAGAUUUUUACGUAGAGCCCCGCAAACGCCGGGGCUGGGGUGGGAGGGCCCGGGUCCAGCGGGGGGGAGGGGCGCUCAGCUCGGCCCCUCCCCCCGCGGCCCCCGCGGGACCUCAAGCUGCAAUGCCCCCCCUCCCCGGAGCGCCUCGGCUGCAGCGAGCAGAGCCCACCCUGCUAAGAGCCAGACGGGGCGGGGGGGGGGGGGGCCUGGAUUCAGGGCGCUCCGAGUCCCAAGGCCGGGUGUGACGAUCGAAGUCCCGGGAGCCGACAGCACACGGCGGACGUCUGCAAAAGCCAUGCACGCGUCUCCUGAAAAGCCGGUGUCUUUUUUUUUUUUUUUUUUUUUUUUUUUUACCGUUAAGCCUGUUUUCAGUUCCACCAUCAGCGAGCCGAGACCAAGGGAGGGAAUGCACCGGGUGUGCUUCGCAAGUUCAUUCACGAGCUUUGACUUCCUCCCCGCCCCCCUCCCCGUGAACUCCUGGUACCACCAAGAAUAGCACCUUCAGGAUGUAUCGAAUAGGCAUUAAAUGCAGAAAUAGAGAGAGCCAGAUAUUUUUCUGAGAAUGACAUGUGGAUGAUUAGGUGCCCAAGGCGACUGGCUCCCCCUGUCAGGUUUGAUUACGAGGCAACAUCCCUCUGGCCCACACAGACCUUGUAAUUCCCUAGGCUCGUGUUUGCUACUAGAAAUGCUAAUAAAAGUUAGUUAAAUUGCAUGUGCAAUAUGGAGAAUUGUCAAUGGACUGUGCCCUCGUGGAAGAGAACUCGCUAGAGGGUUGGUAGAGCAAUGGUGUAUACAUUUUCUUCAGCAUUUCCUGCAUUUCCUGCAUAGCAAGAACAUGCCCUGUAUGUAACAGGUGAACAGAAGUCCUUUUAUAAAGCACCAGCAGUGUUUUAAAAAAUAAACUUCCAUGCAUUUUUGUCUUACUCUUCUAUUUUUGCUUCAAGAUUUCACCAUCUAAAAAUCCGACCGUGGCUCUGACGGGGAUCGGUGCAGUGAGCCGCCGUUCUUUCAAUGGGCUCCGCGCUACAAACCCUCCAUCAUUUCACUGCUUCGGAAAUGGUUUUCUUUUAGGAAACUCUGCGCCCCUCUCAGUGGAAAGGGUUUCUGCAAAUGUCUUUAAUUCGGCGUUCUAGAAUCAAAGUGCAAUCUAUAAUUGUUCACAACAUGUGAAAUGAUGGCUUGCCAGCCUAGUGUCACACUGAGGGUCUGCGUCAUUCUUAGCAGGGCCUCGGCAGCCUUAUGGUAGGGGGUGAAAUUUGCAAAUUUAGGAACAUCUGUGGGGCAGCAAAGGGCUGAUUCAAAAGAAUCCAAGGCCAACACCUCUAUCCCGCACUUACCUAUACCUCAUUAGCAGCACUUUGUGCACACAGAAAAUAAGCCCGGGGUAUUAUUUUUUUAUGCUCACAAGUCUCGUCAUUAAACCACGAUUCCUGGAAGGUGCAGGUUUGAUGAGCAGAUCUCACCUGACAUUUUUCAAUAAACUACCACAAAAUGCA